This is a messenger RNA of Aspergillus niger, 663 nucleotides long. RefSeq lists its product as hypothetical. The coding region runs from base 1 to 663 and encodes 220 amino acids. The transcript is spliced from 3 exons. The record is from RefSeq and is a predicted model, not a curated record. Lineage: Eukaryota; Fungi; Ascomycota; Eurotiomycetes; Eurotiales; Aspergillaceae.
AUGGCGGCCCACGAAGCCUGUUCUCUAAUGGGCCCCUCUAUCGUACCAAACACGAAGGGCAGAGAAACCACGAGUUCUAGCAUUUCUACUGUAUCGCGAUAUCCUGGCCUUUCCGGGAACUACAGGGGCGGGCGUACUGCUGGUGCCGCCUGUUACUCAUGCUCCAGGGGUGGCAGCAUCAGAGUUGCUACUAAGCGCCUAAAAGCACACCAACAGUAUAAUGCCGUUAUUACUGGCCAAUCAAAGUCCCUUGUAUACUAUCAGCUUUAUAUAAGAUCCUUCUGUGGUCGGUUGGCGUCCUCCCAUCCAAACGUACACGUUCUUUGCAAACCGGUAGGCGUAGCGGUUGGACGUGUGAUUAUCCGGAACACUCAGGCAGUUUGCCGUUACUUGAGGCGUACCAAAGAGCACAUCUUCAUCUGGGCUUGGUGGGCUGGCUUUCCCGGCAGCACACCAUUUUGCCUUCGUCUUCAAAGCCACCAGUCGUCGGCGAACUCUUUACCGUCUCCAGUCUAUCUAAGUCGGUCCUAUAGUUCUAUUGACCUGUUUUCGCCCAGCUUACUAGUAGAUCAUUCAGUAAGUAUUGCCAGGGGUGUACGUAGUCGAUCGAUUCCAUGGUGUAUCGGUCACAAUCAGGGCGCCUAUGGAUGCGUCCAGGAUUAA